GCCUGACAUGUUUUAUCGUGGCACCGGCGGUAUUUUCAUGAGUCGAGUUGUGUCUUAAAAUGCUUGAGCUGCAUGGGGUCAAUCAUUUUCUCGCGCAUACGUACCGCUUGACUUGGGACAAGCCUGCUCAGAUUGAUCUUGGUCUUUCUUCCAAAGCCAGUCCAGGAAAACCACUGCAUUUUUUUACUCAUUAUAGAAAAUUGCAUUGUCAGGACUUUUUAAAAAGCGGCGAUGACCUUGUCUUGACGGUACUUUUCGGGUUAUCCAGCUGGGAAAUGUCGACUCCAGCUAGUUUGGAAUAACGUUAUAAAAGGGAUGACGUCUAUCCUAUUUACAGGAAAUUUUAUUUUAUUUCAAUUUUUCAGUGGCAUGAACAGUCCCAUGGACUAUCAAUAUAUGAAAUGGAUCCGUUUUGUACUCCGAGUCAUUAGCAGUUGGCCAAGUAAGGAACUUGGAGAGAAACAAUUGAAAAUUGAAGGCUUGGGUUUUGCGUACUACAACACUGGGUUGUCCGUAACGUUCUUUAUUUCGGGCAUAAGUUAUUUGAAACUUAACUUUUACAAAUUUACUUUUUUUGAGUUGGGAAAUUUAUACAUUCUGUUGCUCAUGAAUUUAUUAACUGUGGUAAGUGUUAUCUAUUGAUAGUGAUGAUGGGCACCUAUUAAGAUUCUCGUUUCUCAUGUGUCUUUUCAUUUUUCAGUUUAGGUCUUACGACUUGUGCCUCUCCCAAAAAUACCGGAAAGCAGCAGCGUAUUUUAUCCAGGAAAUACAUUUGUUUUAUUUUAAAGAGACAUCGGAAUUUGCGAAAAAAGUAAGUCAUAAAUUUUUUUUCAAGGGCCCAUGACGUUGCAGUUCCGAAUUAUUAUAAAGUAAAUACCUAAUUCAAUCGGUAAUAAUAUACUAAAGGCACAAACAUUUCAGAUAACAAAAUUUUACAAUUUAUGUUUAUAAGAUGCUGUUUAAAUUCAAAAAUGACUUUAUUUCAGAUACACGAGAGGUUACACAUCGUAUCUCACAUAUUUUCAGCUUACUUGUUAAGCAUUACAUUUUUUGCUGUCGUCUUGUGUAACGUAAUACCUAUGUACUGCAACUACGCAGCUGGUUACUUUGAAACAUCAGGUCCUCUCGUAAACGGUUCGUUCCAGCAUUCCGUCUAUUGCCUGUAUCCUUUCGAUUUUGAGAAAACUCUUGAUGGAUACAUUGCCGGAGCUAUUAUCGGAGGGUACGCAUCAUCACUGUGUGGAUGCUGUGUUUGCGCGUUCGAUCUCUUACUAUGUCUGAUGAUCUUCAACUUAUGGGGUCACUUCAAAAUUCUAAUUCAUAAUCUGGAUUCCUUUCCCCGCCCGGCCGCGGCGAGAACAGACACUAACAAAGCAUGCCACAACGCGACUAUUGUAGGGUCUGAAAUGUACUCGAAGUCAGAACUAGAAGAUGUUGCUAUUCAAUUGAAGGAAUGCAUUGAGCAUCAUAAGGUUAUUUCGAAUUUCACGAACCGCAUGUCAGACGCAUUCGGGUUUUCUCUGGGUUUUUACUAUUUCUUCCAUCAAGUCGCUGGAUGUCUGUUGCUCUUGCAGUGCUCCGAUGUGUCGUUGGGGUCACUCACACGCUAUAUUCCAGUCACUACGAUCAUCUUUGGAGAGCUGAUCUUAAUUUCUGUGAUCUUCGAAUCCAUCGGUUCCAUGAGUGAAAAAUUAAAGGAUGCGGUAUACAACGUCCCGUGGGAGUACAUGGAUACGAAAAACCGAAAAACGGUCCUCAUAUUCCUGAUCAGAGUGCAGGAGCCGAUACACGUGAAAGCUGGGGGCAUGGUCAAGGUCGGUGUGACGACUAUGGCUUCGAUAUUAAGGACUUCUUUAUCAUACUACGCUUUUAUUCGAAAAUUUUCUUAAGAAUAAUCUGGAUUUUUAAAAUCUCUUUCUCACUUUCUGUUUUUGCUUUUUGAGGUGACAAAGAAUCCAAUAUUGCACUAAUACAUGAUUGAAAAAUAGAAAUUGUACGUUCCUUCGUAUUCACGUUUUGAAUUAAUAGGGUAGAAUUUAAUUACUAGUUUUAUACCAAAAAAAUUCUAGGGUCAAAUUCUUGCUGCUAUUUCGCCUUGCCUUGAAUUAUAUAAUCAUUAAAGUCCUUGAUGUGAUCUUGGUAGUUUUCUUUACCUUUUUUUAAUGCAUAGUCUAAGUGAGUGGAUAGCCUGUCAGACUACAAAGCCCAAAGGUCAUAGGUUCGAAGCCGGUCCGCAUCAUU
Messenger RNA from Trichoplusia ni (cabbage looper), 2241 nucleotides. RefSeq names its product odorant receptor 43a-like. Gene Ontology annotation, molecular function: olfactory receptor activity; odorant binding. The transcript is spliced from 6 exons. Bases 942 to 1889 code for a protein of 315 amino acids. The record is from RefSeq and is a predicted model, not a curated record. NCBI's taxonomy places the organism in Eukaryota, Metazoa, Arthropoda, Insecta, Lepidoptera, Noctuidae. Gene Ontology annotation, cellular component: plasma membrane. Gene Ontology annotation, biological process: detection of chemical stimulus involved in sensory perception of smell; sensory perception of smell.